Messenger RNA from Westerdykella ornata, 2465 nucleotides. RefSeq lists its product as uncharacterized. The record is from RefSeq and is a predicted model, not a curated record. The transcript has 4 exons. Gene Ontology annotation, biological process: regulation of DNA-templated transcription; DNA-templated transcription. Gene Ontology annotation, molecular function: zinc ion binding; DNA-binding transcription factor activity, RNA polymerase II-specific; DNA binding. Lineage: Eukaryota; Fungi; Ascomycota; Dothideomycetes; Pleosporales; Sporormiaceae. The coding region runs from base 155 to 2347 and encodes 730 amino acids.
GUUCGGGAAUACCAGGAGAUACAGAACAGAAGAUUGACAACUAUCGGGCUGCAGUACCCUUUUAACUACCUUUCCCUAUCCUAAGAGCUUCCCUUACCUAUUCUAUAGAAAGUACAUCCCAAAACCCUCCGUUCACAGUGCUCCCAUACUUCCUAUGGCUUCCCGACUUGACGCUCCAACCAUCACUCGACGUCGAAGCGUCUUGGCCUGCGCAAGAUGUAGGGCCAGACGAGUGAAAUGCGACCGCGCACAACCAACUUGUUCAAAUUGCAAAAAGGCGGGUGCACUUUGCCAACCCGCUCAGCAGAGAUAUUCUCCCUCCGUAACAAGUCGCGCAGGAACGGAUAAGUCCGAAGACUAUACCCGCCUAUCAAGACUGGAGGAGAAGGUGGCAAGACUGUCACGGGAAGUAGACAGCACCUCUCCAUCCCGAGCCCAAUCUCGAACUUCAUCUCUGGAAAAAGAAGAUUUCAGAGCAGAGGCAUUGCGUGGGAACAUCAUAUCCGGUCCGAAACCAAUCUAUUUCAGUCCCAUCUCCUGGGGAACUUUUGCUGAAGAGCUGAACCAUGCACAAAAUACUCAUGAAGAGGUACCAGUUCAACGGGGUGGUUUUUCUUACGGCCAAAACCCACGGAUGUCCCUUCCAGAUGAAAGUCUGCACGAAAUUCUGCUAGACGUUUUUCGCAAACGUGUAGAUCCUCUAGUUCGAGUACUGCAUUUGCCAACGUUUCUUGACCAAUACCGAGCAUUCAAGCAAACCAUGUACCAGCGGGACGAAAUUUCGGCUCAAUCGUUACCCAGCACAUACUAUCCAGUGAACGUGCUUGCCCCGCAACAGGGAGAAUGCGUCAAUAUUCCGCCGACUGCUUCGCCGCACCAGCGUUCCACCUCCAAACCCGAGGCACUUAAGCUACCCAGUGAGGCAUUCGUCGGACUUCUGUAUUCCGUUUACUAUGCAGCGGUGGUAACCCUGAUCGAGGACCCUAACCAGGUCGAAAUAGGGCACGGUGUCGACAUUUUCAACUUAGCUGCGACACUUAAACGAGAAGUCCAGGAGCGUGUUAUGAGGAUUGGAACAGACACCCCACGAUCCUCGCUUCAACUUCUUCAAGGGAUGGUUCUCGUAAUGGCACUCGAGCCUGAGCCUUUCGAUGUCCAGGCCCAGUCGUUGCAGCUCAGUGUGGCCAUAUCCCGAGCGCGCGAACUUGGGCUCCAUCGCGAUGGCUCUAAAUUUGCAUUGGGCCCCAUUGAAAUCGAAGUACGAAGGCGCAUUUGGGCACAUUUGUGCAUACUUGAUACCAGAUAUGCAGAACAACUGGGAUGUGAACCAAAAAUUAUGUCCGACUCCUACGACACAUGCUUACCCUUGAGUAUCGACGAUAUGGAUCUGACCGACAUUGAAGCUCAGGAAAGCGAGCGAGGAUCGGAGAUGUAUAAGUCACAUGAAGAAAUUGAGUCCGGUCAAAGAAGGCAAUCGCCAUUCUCGCUUAUGACACUCACGUUAAUCAGCGCUGAGGCUUCCCGAUUGCUUUCUCACAUCCUCACUGUUCGCUAUCAAUCUCAAGAUGCAAUCGCAAAUGCACCCGCAGCUCAUGUACCUCAUAAUGGGCCGCGAGCACAUAUGGGCAGACUGCGCUGCAUAGAUCAAUUUGAACAAAAGUACCAGACGGUGUAUGGUCUUGGGAGAAUGGAUUCUUCCCAUCCAUUGCAACUUUUGACUUCGGAAUGCGCCGGUCUCAGUGUUGCAAGGGCUAGCUUUCUUAGUCGUACCAUGUCAUGGAAGGAAGAGUACGCAUCCAUGAGUGCCCACAGGAGAGAUAUGGAGACCUCAGAUAUCGCCACCCGCACUCUCGACCUCAUACGGCGCUACACCAACACCCCUUUUGGUUGGUACACGAAGCACUUCAGAGACCCCUAUUCGACCACAUUCCUAGCACUUAACCUGGCUCGCGGCGUCCACGUUAAAGAAGAAAAGAAACGCUUAGCCUGCUCAGUCCUAACUCAGCUCUUUCCGCUUGAUUCCACGGGGAGAUUUCUCGAACAUGGUCUACAUCGAAGCAGAUUUGGUAAACUUCUUCUGGAAGCGACCUGGUCAAGGCAGGCUCAUACCACAACUCAAAACUUCAAUCCGCACGCCGUGAUGGCCGACAACAGCCACACAAGCAGCGUCUUCCCCUCAAGCAUGUCAGCAGAUAUGUCCAUACUGGGCCUGCCAGCAUGUACUGCAGGUAGUGAGCACCUCCAAGCUGCACCUAGCAUGUACGGCAAUAUCAAUGCUAUGAUGGACGAUUCGCUCUGGGCGUCAGCAGUACCUGGCACGGGGAGUUCUCACUCAUCCUGGGUAUGAAAAUUUUUUUUCUUGACUCAACUCAGUAUUGACGCUCCUACUCCACACUUCCCUUUUUCAUCAACUUUUUCAACGCCGUUUAUUGUACUUUGUUCUCAAGAAGCAGGGGCCCAACCUA